AUGUCCAGCGGCGCCGCCUCUGCCUUCCACGGCCAGCUCGCCGGCUUCCGGUGGGCAAACUCGGUCCAGGACGACUCGGCGGCCACAGCAGGAGCUUCCUCAUCACAACCCGCCGGCGGCGUGUUCGGCCGCACAUGGAACAGCUUGAGCGGGUACAUUCCCCUCCGGAACGAGGGUAACAGUGCAGAGGAGGAGGCGUACUUUGCGCUUUCGCGAUGGGAACGAUUCCUCGGCUUCAUCGCGUGCUGCCUCGGCGGCAUGGCCUGCUUCGGCAUCGCCUUCCUCUUCCUCCCCAUGUUGGCACUCAAGCCCCGCAAGUUCGCGCUCGCGUUCACCCUCGGCUCGUGUCUCUUCAUGCUGGGCUUUGCCAUCCUCCACGGACCGUGGAACCACGUCAAGCACAUCGUCUCGCCCGAGCGCCUCCCUUUCUCCGUGGCUUACUUUGGCUCGCUGGCACUCACGCUCUUCUUCGCGAUCGGUAUCCGCUCGACCAUUGGCACGCUCAUUGCGGCCAUCGUGCAGGUCGGAGCCCUCCUCACCUACCUCGCCGCCUACUUCCCUGGCGGCGUCACGACACUGCGCUUUGGCGGCCAGAUGGCCCUGCGCGGCGCGGGCAACGUUCUGCCUUUCUAAUUGCGCACGCAUCUAUGCACUGUAUUGUAGAGAA
Molecule: messenger RNA, 667 nt
Organism: Vanrija pseudolonga
Lineage: Eukaryota; Fungi; Basidiomycota; Tremellomycetes; Trichosporonales; Trichosporonaceae
Gene: sft2
Product: Protein transport protein sft2
Exons: 6
Coding region: 1-633 (210 amino acids)
Biological process (GO): vesicle-mediated transport
Cellular component (GO): membrane
Source: RefSeq, a predicted model, not a curated record